Neoarius graeffei (lesser salmon catfish) is the source of this 6750-nucleotide messenger RNA. RefSeq names its product alpha-tectorin-like. The record is from RefSeq and is a predicted model, not a curated record. Gene Ontology annotation, molecular function: protein binding. Gene Ontology annotation, biological process: cell-matrix adhesion. The transcript is spliced from 27 exons. Lineage: Eukaryota; Metazoa; Chordata; Actinopteri; Siluriformes; Ariidae. Bases 81 to 6245 code for a protein of 2054 amino acids.
UACAUCCUCAGGGUGAUGCUGAGGACAGAGGGGUUACUGUGACUCUGAGCUGCUCUGCAGGAGUUCCUCAGUCAUACACAAUGAGGUGUCUAAUUCCACUGUGUGUGCUGAUUUUACAUGUGGGACAAACCACAGCCCAAUCAACAGUGAGACAAACCACAGCCCAAUCAACAGGACCCUUCUACCCAUUUGGAAAUGGAGACAUUGUAAAUGGACGGAUAGAUGAUGGAAGCUCAUCUGCUAUCACUCUCCACGAAGAAUUUAUAUACUUUGGAAACACAUACAUCCAAACAUUUGUAAACAACAAUGGAUUUCUAACCUUUCAUCAAGCUUCGAGCAGGUUCACUCCCUACCAAUUCCCUGCAAAUGGUAGCUUUGACAUCAUCGCUCCAUUUUGGACCGACAUCGAUAAUCGUGGAAAUGGUGUCAUCUCAUAUCGGCAGUACACUUCUGGCAGUGUUCUCACGCGAGCAACUCAAGAUAUAAAUCAAUAUUUCCGCCAGCUGAGAUUUACCGCUACUUGGGUCUUUGUUGCAACGUGGGAUAGAGUCGCAUACUUUCCUACCACUGGCACGGAAACAUCUUUCCAAGUAGUUUUGAUUUCCAAUGGCGAUAUUUCAUUUAUUCUGAUGAACUAUGGUGUGAUUGCUCAAACAACCCAGAAUAUGCAGGCUGGUUAUGACACAGUUGACUCCCAUGAAUAUUUCUCCAUUCCCGGGUCAUUUGAACACAACUACACAAGUUUUACCCACAGCAGCAAUGUGAAUGUCCCAGGCAGAUGGGCUUUUCGUGUAGAUCAUGGAUCACAACACUGUCAGUUUAAUGGUAAUGAUGUGCCACACAGCACCAUAUUCUGGACAGAUAACUCUUGCCAGCAGAAAUGCACUUGCACUCGGGGGCGUCUCCAGUGCACGUCACAGCCAUGUACAUUUUCUCAAGCCUGUCAUCCAGCUGCUUUCCAGUACAGCUGCCAAAAUGUACAACGCCGAACCUGCACUAUUUCUGGCGAUCCCCACUACUACACCUUCGAUAAUAAAGUCUUUCACUUUCAAGGAACCUGUACCUACGUCUUGUCUGAGGCCUGUGGCAAUGGCUUGCCAUACUAUCGCGUUGAAGGAAAGAAUGAGCAUCGGGGUAGUACACGCGUGUCAUGGACACGCCUGGUCAGGGUAUUUGUUUAUGAGGAGGAACUGGAAUUAGUAAAAGGUCAUCGAGAUGAAGCCAAGGUGAAUGGAACCUUUGCAGCAACACCAUUCAGCCUCCACAAUGGCUCCAUUCAAGUCUAUCAGUCAGGUUUUUCUGUUGUAAUCAGUACAGCUUUUGGACUGGUUGUUACAUAUGAUGCACAUUCCUAUGUAACCAUCAGGGUACCUUAUAACUACCAAAAUGGCACAUGCGGUCUGUGUGGUAACUUCAACCAUCAACCAGAAGAUGAUUUUCGUACACCUUCAGGAGAAAUCCUGAGCUCAGACUUGGAAUUUGGAAACUCCUGGAAGGUACAGGGAGACACAGAUCCCGGCUGCAUGAAUACCCGGUGCUCAGGUCCGGCAUGUGCAGGUUGUACCACACAUCAGACGAACCUUUACAGUAACUCGGACCACUGUGGAAUCUUGGCAGAUACAAGUGGUCCCUUUUCCAACUGCCAUUCAAGCCUGUCACCUCAGAUGUUUAUAGACAGCUGUGUCUAUGAUCUAUGUGUGGGAGAUGGAUACCAACCAAUUCUGUGUCAAGCAAUCAGCAUUUAUGCUUCUCAGUGCCAGCAGCAAGGCAUACAGUUAGGUCAAUGGAGAAGAACAGGAUUCUGUGAAAUAUCAUGCCCUAUGCCACACAGUCACUAUGAGUUCCAAGGAACAAGCUGCCCAGCAACAUGCAGUAACCCCACUUCGCCUUUAAACUGCACCUUACCAAACCAGGAAGGCUGUAUCUGUGAUGCAGGCUAUGUCCUUAGUGGUGGUGAAUGUGUCCUUCAAAGUAACUGUGGCUGCACUUUUGAAGGACUUUACUAUACUGAAGGUCAAUCGGUGAUAUUGGACAAUGACUGCAGUAGGCUGUGUACCUGUAGCAACAUGGUAAUGACCUGCCAACGUCAUCAGUGUGGGUCAGAGGAGGUGUGUACCACCAGUAAUGGUGUAAGGGGCUGCAGACCUGCCAGUUAUGCCACCUGUUGGGUUGACCAAUUCGGCUCAUAUCACACCUUUGAUGGACUGGCUUUCAGUUAUCCAGGAGCCUGUGAACUCAUCCUCGCCAAAGUUAAUGGAUCAUCCACACUACCUAAUUUUGCAGUAAAACUACAAAGAGUCCCCAUGGGUCCUCUUAGCUUUUCUAAGAUCUUGAAAAUUGAGGCAGGGGGGUUUCAGAUCUCUAUAGACAUGGGGGAAGGAGGAAAUACACAGGUUGAUGGAGUCCUGGUUGCUCUACCAUACAGUGUUGGCAACGGUCAAAUCCUUAUCUACCAUGGCAGUGUAAAUAGUAUAAUUGUAGAAACAUCAUUCGAAGUAACUGUGAGAUCUGACUGGUCACACCUAAUUAGAAUCACAGCACCCAACACCUACAGUGGCAAUCUUGCUGGUCUGUGUGGAAAUUUCAAUGGAAACCAAGGAGAUGAGUUUUAUAGCCCAGGUGGAGUCUUGCUAAAUACUGCACAAGAGUUUGGGGAUAGCUGGAGAGUUGGGUCUCUUUCAGCAUUCUGUGUAGGAUCAGAUGUCCCACCAGGACAGAACAGCAGCGAUUUCACUGAGGACUGCAGCAUCAUGGCCUCUCCAGAUGGGCCAUUUUCUCAGUGCCACAGCAGCCUGGACCCUCAGAUAUGGAUAACAGAUUGCAGACACAAUUUGGAACAGACACAUGGUGCCAGAGAGGCCUUGUGUGAGGCUCUACGGGACUAUGCUGUACUCUGCCAGCAAAAUGGCAUCACUGUGGGAGAAUGGAGAAAUAUCACCAACUGUUCUUUCCCAUGCCCAGCCCAUAGCCACUAUGAGCAAUGUGGCACAUCCUGCCCUGCAGCCUGUCCCAGUCUGUCUUUUCCAUUCCCUUGUACCCAGCACUGCCAGGAAGGGUGCCAGUGUGAUGAUGGGCUACUGCUCAGUGGAGAUCAAUGUGUUCCCCCUACGAGUUGUGGCUGUUUUCAUGAAGGCCGCUACAGACAGAGUGGAGAGCAGUUCUGGUUUGGGGAACAGUGCGAAUUCCAUUGUCUCUGUGAUGGGAUGUCCGGUAUUGUCCACUGUAAUUCAUCAUCUUGUCAGCAGCAGGAAAUAUGCCGUGCCAUUGAAGGAGAAUAUGGCUGUCAUUCUCGACCCAGUGCCACAUGCUCUGCUGCAGGGGACCCCCACUACACCUCUUUUGAUGGACAUAGAUUUGACUUCCAGGGCACAUGCCUAUAUACACUGGCGACUGUAUGUAAUGAUACUCUGGGACUGCCAUAUUUUCAGGUCACUGCACAAAAUGAAGCAUGGAAUGGACGCUCAGUGUCAAUCACUGUUGAAGUUUAUGUCCAUGUUUCAGGACACCUGGUGCACAUUUCACGCAACAUGUAUGGCACUGCUAAGAUUGACACUAUAACCAGGACUCUUCCUGCCCAUCUCGACUCUGGCCGUGUGUCAGUUUACUCCACUGGAUGGAACACAUUUAUUAUAACUGACUUUGGCCUCAGUGUGAGUUAUGAUGGCUCUUCAGUGGUGCGCAUCACAGUCCCAGGGAAUUACAGUGGUGCCACAUGUGGCCUCUGUGGUAACUUCAAUGGUAACAGCAGCGAUGAUUUCCGUAUGCAAUCUGGAAUCCUGACCUCCUCUGUUUUUGAAUUUGGAGCUGACUGGAAAGUGGGGAAUGACACAUGUAAUGAUGGACGUGGAGCCUCAUCAUGCCAAGACCCAGCUACAGCACAGUCUCUGUGUGCAAUCAUAUUGGACACUCAGGGUCCUUUGAGUUUCUGUCAUGCCCACGUUGAUCCACAGGCCUAUUUUAAUGACUGUGUCUUUGAUCUUUGCCUCUCUGAGCACAGUAAUGAUGUACUGUGCCAUUCCAUUGAAACGUAUGUGAGUGCCUGCCAGUCUGCCAAUGUCGUGAUUUAUCCCUGGAGAGAAAAUACAACAUGUCGUAUAAACUGUUCUACAAACAGUCACUAUGAGCUGUGUGGUUCAGACUGUGGACACACAUGUAACAACAGCACGGACGACGCCUGUGGGAGCGCGUGCAGAGAGGGCUGUUUCUGCAAUGAAGGCUUUGUAAGGAGUGGACUAAACUGUGUGCCUGUAGAACAGUGUGGCUGCUCAUACAAUGGGUUCUACUUCCAGAUUGGUGAAAGGUUCUGGACUGAAGGAUGUUCACAACACUGUGAGUGCUUUUCUCUCAAUGACCUGCGCUGCGUCUCCACCUCAUGCACUCCCACUGAGGAGUGUGUGGUCAAGAACGGUAUACUCGGCUGCUACAGUCAAAUGUCAAGUUGCAUGGUCUCAGGCGAUCCACAUUAUUUUACCUUUGAUGGGGCUGUGGCCCACUUUCAGGGUACUUGCUCCUAUGAGAUUUCUCAGACGUGUGGAGAUGUCUCUGACAACGACUUGCGAUUCCGUGUGGUGGCCACCAACAUGCAUCGUGGGAGCACAGUUGUGUCAUUUGUCUCUGUAGUGGAUAUAUGGCUAACUAAACAAGGGUCACAAACACACAUUACAAUUGGACAAAACAGGAGACUGAAGGUUGAUGGAAAUGAAAUAAACUCAUUUACUUAUCAAAUCAGUAAUCUAGCAGAAAUAUAUCAGGAGCAGAAUUUUAUCAUUGUGAAUGCGUCACGUGAGCUCAUCGUCUCCUUCGAUGGUCGUUUUACACUUUUAGUGAAGUUGGGCCCAAGCCUCCAUGGGUCCGUGUGUGGGAUGUGUGGUAACAGUAAUGGAGAUCCUGUGGAUGACAAGACCCUGCCGGAUGGAGCACUUGCACCGAAUGAUACUGUUUUUGGGAACAGCUGGAAAUCAAACAUCAGCAGCCCAGGAUGUGGUGCCAGUGACCAGACUUUUGAUAUCAGCGACUGCCCCUUCAGAGAGGAGUGUGCUGAGCUCUGUAGCAUUAUCACCAAUACCAGUGGACCUUUCCAGCACUGCCAUUUCCGUAUCGACCCUGAACCUUUCUUCACUUCCUGUGUGUAUGACUUGUGUGCUUACCCACAGACAUGGGGACAAGACUUGCUCUGUUCAGCUGUGGAGGCCUAUGAUGCUGCUUGCACCACACUGGGGCUCCAAAUCCCAGACUGGCACUCUGAUCUAUCUUGCUCGAGAGUGGAUCCCUGUGAAGAUCUGAACUGUACUGAGGAUGAGUGGUGUGGGAAGAAAGAUGGCAUCUAUGGCUGCUUCUGCAAUGAAAAUCAUCCCAGACCAAACCCUGAUACUUGCGACUCUCUUCAGGAGUGUGAGAGCAGCUCGAGCACUUUGUCUCUAUCCCGCUGUCAGCUGUUUGAAGCUGGUUUUCCUGCUAGUACCCUGCACUUGAAUCAGCCCAGCUGCACUGGAACAGUCCAAGAUGGCAGAGUGGUCUUCCACUUUGAUAAUGAUGAACACCUCUGUGGCACCAAUCUCAUGGCCAAUGGCAGCCAUUUCAUUUAUGAGAACCUAAUCCAAGGGGAGGUGGACUUAUCCAUAGGCCCAAUUCACAGGAACAGAAGCAUAGAGUUUAUUUUUUCCUGCACCUACCAGCUCACCCAGGCAUUUAGUAUGGACACUGAGCUUCAUCCUCUACAGAGCAUUGUGCACAAGACUCUUCCAGAAGGAGUGGGCAUGUACCAAGUCAGGAUGAUUCCCUAUGAGGAUGCUGGAUUCUCCCAUCCCUACACCGGCACAGUGAAUGUACACCUGGGCCAGGAAAUCUACAUCGGAGUCUUUGUUGAAGGAGUGGACAGCCGUCAGGUUGCCAUGGUGAUAGAUUCAUGUUGGGCCACACCUGUAAAUGAGCGAAACUACACUCUCCACUGGGACCUGAUUACUAGAAGGUGUCCGAAUGUAAACGACGGCACGGUGAGGAUUUUUGAGAACGGUGUCUCCACAACUGGGCGAUUCUCUUUCAAGAUGUUUUCUUUUCAUGAAGAAGAAACCAUGGUUUUCCUUCACUGCAGCAUUCACCUUUGCCUUCUGAGAAAUCACAACUGUGCCACGCGCUGUCACCAUGCGUAUCUCCACCGCUCCGGCAGAUCUGUGGACGUCCAUGACCGAGCCUCCAUCUCCAUCGGGCCUUUUAUCUUGACCGCAAAUACUAACAGAGGUGUGUAGGCCAAAGAUGAAAUGAAAAUGUAUUUUCUUGGAUUUCCUGACCCACGACCCUGAGUGGUAUAGAACAUGGAUGGAUGGAUUUCCUGAGCAUCUGGAUCUGUUUCUGAAUGCAAAUAUUGUAUAAGCAAAGAUUUUCCUGUUUUUCAUUUCUCAGUUAAUGAGUUUCUAUGAUUUCUGAAUCCUAAAGCAACAUUAAUCGUUAAUUACACAAUGAGCAACUCUGUCUGUUUACAUGAUUUAACAUCCUUUAUGUUCAUUCUUCUGAUUCCUUUGAACCCUGAGGGAGUUUUUUGGUGUACAGAACCAGAACUGGGGAUCAUGCAGCAGAAAGUCAGUAAUCUGAGUCGCAGUACAGCUGACACUCACAGGGACAGUAAAUUAAUUCUGGCUGUUUAAAUGGUGUGAAAAAUGUACUUCAUCCUGUAGAACGACUGUAUAGUAAUCCUGAAAAUGUUUUCCAUGUUUGGGUUUUUUUGCACUUUCAAUAAAGUUGAAAAACUGAGAA